AUGCCUGCGCUGAAAGCUCGGCGCGGAUUCCGAGCUCAACCCUUCCGCUAUUUUGUCAUCGGAUUCGGAUUGGUGUUUUUGACCUGCUAUUACCUGGUCCAUGAGCCGGCAUCAUCAGUCCGCACUCGCUCCAAGGACGCUGCAAGAAACUCUACCCUCGGAUUUCAAAAGAUUCUGGUUCUCUCCAAAUCACCAAGUUGGAGAACAAGAGGACUGAAAGCUGCAGCCGCUUACACUGGCCUCGAUGUCGAGAUCCCGGUCCAAUCCCUCCCGACUCCCGAGUUCAUCCAGGUCUUCCGUGAUCUCGGACCAGCCGAAGGAAAACACCCUGGACUGGGACAAGCUUACAAUUGGCUUGCCCAUCUGGAUCUGGUAAAAUACGCCAUCGCGCUGGACCUCGAGACUGUCCUUAUCCUCGAGGACGACGCGGAUUGGGAUGUCAGUAUCAAGCACCAGAUGCAGCUCAUUUCAUCCGCGGUACGAGAGUUUACUUUUGUGGAUGAGGAAGAUGAGACGCCGUACGGGAAAUCAUGGGACAUUCUUUGGAUAGGACAUUCGGGCGAACCUACAGACAACAACACGAGACGGAUUGAGUUCAAGGACCCGUCGGCUCCCCUGGAAGCUGAGUAUACAGGAUGGGCCAAGAAAUACUUCCACCGUUUCACCCCUGGCACUCGCGUUAUGCAGAGAAGUGUCAAUCCGGUCGGGACUAUUGGGUAUGCGCUGACGAAGCGAGGAGCGAAGAAGGUUGCGAUAUGGGCGGGGAAGGGAGAAGACGAAGCUUAUGAUAUUCAUUUAAUGCAUGGGUGUAGAAGCAAAGACCUUAGUUGCCUCGUGGUCACUCCGGAGUUGAUGCAUCACUAUGUUCCGCCGAGGGACUUCGGGUAUGUCAGUGAGGUGGCGGGGGUUAAUGGCGCUGGUAGCAGAGCAGAGGAAGACGAUUUUGAGAAGUUGAUGGGGAGCACGCCCAAUGUCUUGCACAGCACAAGAUGUCGAGUACUGUUUGGGAGUACUUGUUUGAGGAAGUAA
Hyaloscypha bicolor E is the source of this 1029-nucleotide messenger RNA. Its product is annotated as glycosyltransferase family 25 protein. Bases 1 to 1029 code for a protein of 342 amino acids. The transcript has 2 exons. The record is from RefSeq and is a predicted model, not a curated record. NCBI's taxonomy places the organism in Eukaryota, Fungi, Ascomycota, Leotiomycetes, Helotiales, Hyaloscyphaceae.